GCGGGAGCGGAGCCCGGGGCUGGCGUGCGGUCCGGCGGCUGCCGCUGCGGAACUGGAGAGCUCGCCUUUUCGACGCUUUGUAUUUUUUUUAAUUUUAAUUUUUUUUUUUUUUUUGGUACACCGCCUCCUUGAAUCCAGCAGCAGAAGCAGCAGCGAGGAAAAUAAGCGGAGGGGCAGAGAGAGAUAAGAGAAGACGGAGGAGAUGGUGAGCGGAUGGCUGGGUUGGGAAGAAUGAAUGACCCUGCCGGGCUGUUUUCGGGAUAUCCAUAACUGAGUUGUGCUUUAUGACCAAGGGAAGGAGCCUAACAACUCGCCUGAAAGGGUGAGUUAUCAUCAAACCAGAGGAGAAUUUCCAUCUUAAAGCCACUGCAAGAAAGGAGCACUGUAAAAGCUGGUUGUGCUUCAGGCUGCUCUCCUGCUCUCUCUGUCCUGUUCUAGGCUUAGUGGGUGAUGUCACAGCAGCUCUAACCCUCAGGCCCCGGUACCUCUCUAGUUGACAGGCAGGAGCGUUGCCAGCAGCCAUGGAUGACUAUGAUAUCAGGUCUGCUGCCAGCAUUUUGGCGUCGGUUAAGGAGCAGGAGGCUCGCUUCGAGCGGCUCACCCGCGCGCUGGAGGAGGAGCGGCGCAAUGUGUCCCUGCAGCUGGAGCGUGCCAGCCAGCCCGCAGACCGAGUCAGCAUCUGCAACAUUGGCAAUGGCCAGCCCCUGGCGACCGCCUGGCAGCAGCUCGUCCUGCAGGAACAAAGCCCCAGUAACCAGACUUCGAUAGCAAUGAUGCAAGAGCCUCAAGAAAUGGUGGAAGAGACAGUAACUGUGGAGGAAGACCCAGGCACUCCCACUUCCCAUGUGUCUAUUGUCACUUCUGAGGAUGGAACCACAAGGAGAACAGAAACCAAGGUUACCAAAAUGGUCAAGACGGUCACCACCAGGACAGUGCGUCAGGUGCCGCUGGGGCCGGACGGGCUGCCCUCCAUGGACGGCUCGUCCCCCAUGGGCAGCUACACGGACUCCAUCGACAGGAGGUUCCUGAAGAACGGGGAGCGCUACAUCACCCCCCAGGCGUCCUCCACGCUCACCAGGUCCUACAACAGCUACAACGACUCCUACCCCGAGAGCCACGAGGGCCAGUACCGCCCGUACCUGGGCCACGACGGCUACGGGGAGCUGUCCGACAGCUACGGCAGCCUGUCCCGCGGCGUGGGCUACCGGCCCCGCUACGCCUUCGUGCCGGGCAGCGCCUACCGGCCCGACGACGGCAGCUUCACUCUGCCCGGCAGAAGGGACAACUACGCCCCCGUGGCACAGCCCCAGGUGCCCGUGGGCAGCAGCGCUGACCUGAACCGCUCCCAGCCGGAGCGCUUCCAGCCAGAGCCCUACGGGCUGGAGGACGACAACCGCAGCCUGGGAGUGGAUGAUGAGGGCUACGAGCUGGACCCUGACUACUCCACUGUCAACAGGAGGACGUCCGCAGCUGUGCCAGAGAGAGGGAGACCCCACAAAGGAAGGGGCUACGACAACCCCAUGGAGAGCGAGAUGGUGGAGGAGAGGAUUCCGUACCUGCACGGCGGCUACGCGGCCCCGCUGGCCCAGCCCGAGAGGGGCAGCAUGGCCAGCAUCGACCGCCUGGGGAAGCGCUCGCCCUCCAUCGACAGCAUCCGCAAGGACCCGCGCUGGAGGGACCCCGACCUGCCCGAGGUCAUCGCCAUGCUCAGCCACCCCAUCGACCCGGUCAAGUCCAACGCCGCGGCCUACCUGCAGCACCUGUGCUACGAGAACGACAAGAUCAAAAAGGACGUGAGGCACCUCAAGGGGAUCCCCAUCCUGGUGGGCCUGCUGGAUCACCCCAAGCCCGAGGUCCAUCGCAAGGCCUGCGGGGCCCUCCGAAACAUCUCCUACGGGAAGGACAAUGAGAACAAGGUGGCCAUAAAGAACUGCGAUGGCAUCCCCGCGCUGAUCAGACUGUUGCGGAAAACAAACGACAUGGAAGUCAGAGAGCUCAUUACAGGCACCCUGUGGAACUUGUCCUCCUACGAGCCCCUGAAGAUGGUGAUCAUCAACCACGGGCUGCAGACGCUGACCAACGAGGUGAUCAUCCCGCACUCGGGCUGGGAGAGCGAGCCCAACGAGGACUCGAAGCCCCGCGACGCCGAGUGGACCACGGUGUUCAAGAACACCUCUGGCUGCUUACGGAAUGUGAGUUCAGAUGGAGCAGAAGCUCGCAGGAGACUGAGGGAGUGUGAUGGCUUGGUGGACGCCCUCCUUCACGCUUUACAGUCUGCGGUUGGCAAGAAGGACACAGACAAUAAGUCUGUGGAGAACUGCGUGUGCAUCAUGAGGAACCUUUCCUAUCACGUCCACAAAGAGGUCCCCGGAGCUGAUAAGUACCAAGAACUUGAUGCUGGGCAGAGCACAGGCACAGGAGGCUCUCAGAAGAAGAAGAAAGAUGAUGCUGGUUGUUUUGGUGGAAAAAAAGCUAAAGAGGAGUGGUUCAAUCAAGGAAAGAAGAAUGGAGAUCUGGACAGGAAUUUUGAUACACUUGAUUUGCCCAAGCGGUCUGAAGCAGCAAAAGGCUUUGAAUUGCUGUACCAGCCAGACGUGGUCCGGCUGUACCUCUCCAUCCUCACCGAGAGCCAGAACUUCAACACUCUGGAAGCUGCAGCAGGAGCUCUGCAGAACCUCAGUGCUGGCAACUGGACGUGGUCCACCUACAUCCGUGCGACGGUGCGGAAGGAGCGGGGGCUGCCGGUGCUGGUGGAGCUGCUCCAGUCCGACUCCGACAAGGUGGUGAGGGCUGUGUCCAUUGCCCUGAGAAACCUCUCCAUGGAUCGGCGCAACAAGGACCUCAUAGGUAGUUAUGCCAUGGGUGAGCUGGUAAGGAAUUUGCCCAGCAGGCAGCAGAGAUCUGCAAAGAACCUGGAAGAGGAUACAGUGGUGGCAGUGUUGAACACCAUCCAUGAAAUCAUUACUGACAGCUCAGAAAAUGCAAGGUCCCUGAUCCAGACCCAGGGCAUUCAGAAGCUGGUAGCUAUCAGCAAGUCCAGCCAGUCUCCCAGAGAAACAAAAGCAGCAUCUCACAUUCUUCAGAUGAUCUGGAGCUACAAAGAGCUACGAAAUGCCCUGCAGAAGGAUGGGUGGAACAAGUCACACUUUCAGGCCGUGUCUGCGGCUCCGAAGGGCUCCAAGGCUCCUGCUGGCAGGUCUGGCUAUGAUGACAGCACGUUGCCUCUGGUGGAUAAAAGUCAAGAUAAUGAGAAGUCUGGGAGUCGUGACAUGAUACCUAUGGAUGAACUCGGCCCAGAUGGAUAUUCCACCAUCGACCACCGCGACAAGGAGCGCAAGUACAAGAGCAGCGAUCACCCGGGCGACGCCUCGGAGAAGGAGCCCUUAAAAAAUGACACAAAUAGGAAAAACAUUAACAGGAGUAACAGGGCUUCGGUGAAUCUGGUGGAUGCCCGUGACAUUAAACCCCAGCCUGUUGACUCCUGGGUCUAAUUUGCAUGCAUGGGCUAAAGUCCAACCACGUUUUUUUUAAUUGAGGGGGAGAAACAAACAUUGAAUCGACACAGAGGAUCUCAUCAGUCACCACUGCCAUUCAGACCCGGAGGGCGCUGCACCCCUGACGGGCCGCGGGCUCUGCAGGUGCAGGGGGGUGUGGGAGGAACCCCUGCCGUGGCCCGGAGCACUGGAGCGCCCUGACAGCCACAGUGUGCUCCUCAACCCCUGCAUCCCCCAGGACAGCCACCACUCCCCUCCCUGCCCUGCUCCUGCGGGAACAGAGCAAGCAGAGAGUCCAACCUUCCCUGUCCUGCUGCUCCCUGGGGACCGGCUGGGGACGGGGGCAGGGAGGGCCGAGCGGCGACACAGCGAGGGAACUGGGGACACUGGAGAUGGAACCACGGGGCAGCCGUGAGGAUGAGAGCACUUUCCUGCCUUGGGGCUCCUUGGUUUGGGUUUUCUUUGUUUUGGGGGAUUUCUUUUGAACUGUGACUCUGCUUCACGUUUUUGAAGGCUUUUUGAAAAAUGUUCAGGUUUUCUUUAUUAUUUCCACAGAAGGUGCAGGAAUGAAUGGUGAGUGGGUUUAUUGGAUUUCAGUGAGGGGAGAAAAUGCAGAACAAAAAUGCUAGUCAGAUAAACUGGAGAGUGGAUGACAAUUGAUGCCAGCUGUAUAAUCUGCUUUUAGAGUAAGCUGUAUCAAUCACAGUGCUAUAUUGUCAUUAUAAGCUGGUGUACAAUACUUCUGCCUUUUGAAUUCUGUAAAGUCUCUGUUUUUAUUUCCACAUAUUGAAAAGCAGUUUAUGGAAGGCUUCAGUGUCCCUGGUUCAGAAAUCUGUGCUGAGAAAUGGAGCUGGCUGGCUUUUUAUUUUCACAUUCUCAAAGAUUGCAAUAAGGAGCUUGUUAAAUGUACCACUGUUGCAUUGAUGAUGAUUAACAACUGCUUUUGCUGUUGCUGUUACGGCAUUGAGAAGAGAAUUAAGAGCUUUUCUGUAGGAUGUCUUAUUUUGAAAACAGGAUACAUUUUAGAUGGGUCUACCACUUCUGUUUGAUGGUAAAUCUUUCACUGCUGGAUCCAUGUUUGCUUUGGGCUGUAGAUCCUGAUGAAAAAUGCCACAAAGGGAACUGGUUUGGCAUUUUUUAAAUCAUCAUCGUCAUGAUUUCCGUGUUGCUGUGCUUUUGUUCUGAGGUUGCAUCUUUGUUUGGCCCGCAGUGCCCGUGGGCAGCAGCUCUGCCCAGUGCAGGGCAGGGUCACCCCCAGGAAGGGGCUCUGCUGGGGGGCUGGAAAUGCUCGAACUGAAUGAGCUCAGAGCCCCAAAUCCUCCAGGCAGUGGUCAGGGGAGGGCAGCAGAUGAGAACAGGAAGCAAAUGUCUCACCAGUAGCAUGAGAGGACUUUUGCUGAAUUUACUUGGUUGCCACUGUUCUUUGAUUGCCACAUUUAGUUUUAAACGAGCUCCUAAAAACGGUGUGACUGGAAAGCACAUUUUUGAGUCCAGCAAACAUCAUCUGCUGUUUUCAGUGCCUGCCGUUUCUUUUGUAAUUAAAAAGGGGAAAUACCCAACAACCUCACCUCCCCCAAAAUAUUACUGUAAGAGUAAACAUCUACAUUUUUUUUUGUAAAAAAAAGGUUUAAAAACUUUAAAAAAAAAGGCAAGUACCAAGAGCUUUGUAUCUUCUUGAGUAUAUUAAAAAUUUGACAUGAAUACAUAUAUAUAAAUAAAUAAAAAAGUCUAUAUAUCUAUAUAUAUAUAUUGUUGUGCAGAGGAUAGGUUAACAAAACCAUGUAAAGUAGUUUGCAGGAGAGGGAAGCAUUUGUUGAUUCAGGGAAAAAGACUGAUGCCAGAAGCUGUCGGUGACUCGGAUGACACGUGUGCUCCUUCGCACCUCCCUUUCUGACCCUCAUCUCCCACGGGCGUUGCAGUGGUGGCUUCUGGAUGCUGGGGAAGGUGAGGUUGCUCGGAGCAAAUCAAGAGAGCCAAGUGUGUGUUUUCAGCUGCGUGAGAGCCCUGCUGGGCCGCGGGAGCAGGGGAGGCGUCUGUGCCUGUCGGGACAGUCGGUGCCUGUCGGGACAGUCGGUGCCUGUCAGGACAGUGCCUGUUGGGGCAGUGCCUGUUGGAGCAGUGCCUGUCAGGACGGUGCCUGUCGGGACAGUGCCUGUUGGGGCAGUGCCUGUCGGGGCAGUGCCUGUCGGGACAGUGCCUGUUGGGGCAGUGCCUGUCGGGGCAGUGCCUGUCAGGACAGUGCCUGUCAGGACAGUGCCUGUCGGAGCAGUGCCUGUCGGGGCGGUGCCUGGUGCAGACGUGGCGUGGGCAGUGAGAGCAGCCCCACCGUCUGACUGUACAUUCUCUCAAUGGUGCUCUUUUCAUACUCGUUCUGCCAAUACGCGGAGACCCUUUUAACCAAGCUACACAGAAGAGUUUUAUAUCACUUUUGGUUAUGUACUUGGUGUAUUCUUUUUGUAUAUGAAAGGAUUUUUUUAAAAACGUUCAGUAAUUAGCAACGGAACCUGCUUUGUAGUGAUUAGAACAGUGUAAGAGAAGGGCCGUGCUCUCAGUCUGUCCCUGAUCUACUUCAAACCAUGUAUUUACCAAAGGAGCAAAAGUUCACCUAAAGACCUGACUGUUGAAAGGAGUCUCUGCUAAGACUUUGUGGUUUAGUUAUUUUACAGAUAUUUCAAAGCCAGCAAGAGGUUAACAGAGAAAACCACAGGAAGGGGGAAGUGAAGUGACUGGGGCCAGUUAUGGUCAUGACCUCCUAUCCCAGAUAUCCCAUGGCUCUUAGUGGCACACUACAGGGACACUCCGAAUCUGGAUUGAUCUACUUCAGUCUCUCUCAUUAGUGGGCUAAAAACACUAAGGAGUAUUUGAGAAGCGAAUUCAGACCCCAUCCCACUCCCCCCAAAAGCUUUUCUUGUAUUUCCACUGCACCCUGUGAUAACCACCCUCCCUGUCAGGUGGGAUGGCUCUGGCUGCCCAGGUCACUGUAGCAAACUGGCCCUUGUUCUCCUGGGGUCAGUGUGAUGGCAGCCAGCAGGGCUGGGAGCUGACAGCGUGGUUUGUGGCUGCGGAGAAGCGAAGGGUGGUACGUCAGGAAGCCGGAUACCAAGUGGAUGGGCCAAGGCUUCCCCUGGGAAUCACAGUCUAACCCCUCCCCAUGCCUUACAGUGACAGCUCAUUCCCAAGUAUGUAGCAAUAACCCAUCCUCAACGUUACUGGGGGUUUUUUCUUCUCAACGAACUGUUUGGAUAUUGAGGAAGGAGAGCAGAUUGGGGGUGAGUUACGUGUGGGACUCAUCACCCUGUGCUGUCAGCCCACCAGCUGAGGUCUGAAGCAGGGUACCUCGAACCAGGGCUGGUGAUGUCGUGUCCUUUCUGUGUGUGGCCAGAAGCUCACUGGUGGGAUGUGUGCCCACCCCUGCCCUCCCCUCUCCCCUUGCUGGCCCGAGCGUGGGUGGCUGUCGGAGCUGUUCUGGGACGUGGUGGAUGAACCCGUAAUUGUUGUAUUUUGGCAGCAGGGACUGUAUGUAAAGAAGGGAAAGCGGCAAUGUGUGUGAUUAAAGCUGCAGUAGGGUCAGGCAGUGCUUUUUAGGGCUCACGGAUGUGACCUCCUCUUUUCCUGUUGGUUUCACCGGGAAAACUGGAGGGAAUCUGCCUGCAAAGGGCUGGGGUAGAAGAGAUUUCUACCUGUGGAAAUUCUAGUGGGAGGGAUGGUUGUGGAAGGACGUGAUGGUGUUGCAAGGCUCCUGCUAAAAAGGAGGAGGAAAUUGGAUGGCCCAGUCAGGGCUGAGAUAACACAGGGAGAGGGAACUUCUGAUGGCACGUGAUUACUGCAGAACAAGCACCUUCGUGAAGCUGUGGAGGUUUAAGAAACCAAAACUGUGUGUCCACUCCCCUGGAGAAGCAACCAGUGUGGGUGUUGGGGGUGUGAGCAGUUGUGCUUCCCAGGUCAGUCCCGUCUUCUGCAGAAUCCGAGGAGGAGAGCGGAAAGCCAGGGCUUUAGGGCAGUUUGUUUCUGUCUUGGAAUUAAGUAGCAUAUUAGCCAUAAGUGCAACUCAAGAUGUGUUGUCAGCUUGGAAUGCUCCCCAGAGAACAGCCCGGGCAGCCACAGGUCCCAGCCUGGAGUGUGUCCUGGGCACACCACCUGCCCUCCCCAGUCCUGCCUGCGUGCUCAGAGCUGCCCCUUCUGAGGGCACCUGAAUUCGGAAAGCAAAUCCUGCCCUGUUGCCAGGAUGUCCCAGAAGGGGCUGAGGAGGAGCUGAGCUGCUGCCAGGGGCGCAGGAAGGAAGCAGGGGGUGUGUUUGCUGCAGCAGGUUCUGAAGUUCCUGCCUGCCGUGGGGAGCAGUUUCCAGCAGUGCUGGGAAGGGCAGUUCACAUCCCAGAGCAGCUCCACGAGACUGAAGGUGGGGAGUUCCCUUCUGCCACCUGCCUUACAGCCGAGCACAGGCUCAGCUGCUGGGAGAGGCACAGUCCCACCCCGAGGAGGCCCCGUGGGCACAUCAGAGGUGCCAGCCCCUCUGCUGCGGCAGUGCCCGCUCAGCCAGGCCUGCAGUGCCAGCGCCCCCAGCACGGGCGGGGCUGGGGCUGGGGCUCUGCUCUCACAGCUCUUCAAGCUGUUUAUAUAGUUGUAGUUUCCUGCAAAAUUUCUUGGUUUGGAUGCCCCUAAAAUCUGGUGUUUCCUUAUGUUUGACAGAGAAAUUCUCUUACUGGUACAGUAACUAAUUUAGUGCAUUUGAGGAGAAGAUAUCCUGAACCUUUGUUUUCUGUCUUACGUUUGACAUCAGGGUAGGAUGAUCUGAAGUCCAAGGUGGGGAGGAAGAUAGUGCAGAUACUACAAAGCCUGCCAGUCUGGUUCUUACUGUUCAGAAAAACAAAAUAACUAGACUAAGAAGCUUACUGGUAAUUAGUAGCUAAUGUGUUUGUAACUAUCAUGUGCCUUAAAAUUUUCAUGGUAGGAGAAUUAAAAAAAAAAAAUCAACAAUGUGUUUUCUGUAAUACUGCUCAACAUUCUCUCUGUAGUUUAGACUGGUGGGAUUUUGCAUUGUAUUUACACUGUACUAUAAACUGAAACACUUAGAAUGGUUUGAUUUUACAAGUAUGAAGAGGAAUAAAAAAGGUGGAUUAUGCUUUUCAUAGAACAAAUGUUACCGUGACAGAAUGUAUUAUUAUUAUAGGAUCUUUCCAUAAUGCAGACAAGUAGAAUGCUUGUUAGAAACCAGGUAUGUAGGUUAACAAUUUGGUGUGUUUUCAAUAAACCAUGCCUGGAAAGAA
This is a messenger RNA of Myiozetetes cayanensis, 8758 nucleotides long. It is a transcript of the gene ARVCF, whose product is annotated as ARVCF delta catenin family member. Gene Ontology annotation, molecular function: cadherin binding. The coding region runs from base 522 to 3491 and encodes 989 amino acids. NCBI's taxonomy places the organism in Eukaryota, Metazoa, Chordata, Aves, Passeriformes, Tyrannidae. The record is from RefSeq and is a predicted model, not a curated record. Gene Ontology annotation, biological process: cell-cell junction assembly; cell-cell adhesion. Gene Ontology annotation, cellular component: nucleus; cytoplasm; adherens junction. The transcript has 22 exons.